ACUACUCUCUUGUGAGCUCGCCAGCUACGAAAGGCAUCUGGUAGGUUGGGACAGGCGACAUCAUGUCGGGGGCUCGAGGAGCUCAGCCGCCGGGAACGCUGACGCCGACGGCGUAUGAGUCAGUGCCCGAGGAGCGCAACAGGACCCGGCUGGAUCCGCGUUCCAAGGAAGACGAAGGCAUGAUCAGGGUCGACAAGUUGCAGGACAAGGUCGGGCCUGCCGUCGGCGACGUCAACCAGGCGCGGACGCAGGAGAAGAAACCUGACACUACUAGUCAUAGAGCAGACGAGCAGUGAUAUAUGUACACUCUUGCAAGAGUAAUAAUAAAGUAGCUUG
This is a messenger RNA of Zingiber officinale, 336 nucleotides long. RefSeq lists its product as uncharacterized. The record is from RefSeq and is a predicted model, not a curated record. The coding region runs from base 63 to 296 and encodes 77 amino acids. The transcript has a single exon. Lineage: Eukaryota; Viridiplantae; Streptophyta; Magnoliopsida; Zingiberales; Zingiberaceae.